UGGGGCUUUAUAAGCGGCGCGCUGCGUCUUGCUGCGUCUCUGGAGUUCUGGAAGCGUUAGAGACUCGCAUCAUUUCUCCCGCAACUGCGAAAUUACAGCUCAGAAUGUCUGACGAAGGAAAGCUGUUUGUCGGCGGCCUGAGUUUCGACACCACCGAACAGUCGCUAGAGGACGCCUUCUCCAAAUAUGGCGUCAUCACCAACGUUCACGUGGCCAGAAACCGAGAAACCAACAGAUCCAGAGGAUUCGGUUUCGUGACCUUUGAGAAUCCGGACGAUGCGAAAGACGCACUUGAAGGAAUGAAUGGAAAGUCUGUGGACGGCCGGACGAUCCGUGUGGACGAGGCUGGUAAGGGUGGUGGCGGUGGAGGCCGGUCCGGCGGUGGAUCCUACAGAGGUGGAGGAGGACGAGGAGGUGGAGGAGGAGGCUUCUUCAGAGGAGGCCGAGGAAGAGGAGAAGGCGGAGGUGGCUAUGGAGGUGGUGACCGCAGUUAUGGAAGUGACCGAAGCUACGGCGGCGGCGGAUAUAAGAGUGGAGGAGGAGGAUACUCCUCUGGAGGAGGCGGAGGCUACAACAGAGACAGGUGUGUUCCUGCAGAGGCGCAGCACCAUUCAGUGUCUUUAGAUUGCAACAAAAAUAGUAGAAGCUUUAAUGUUAAGUACUUGUGCAAACUUCAGAACACCCAAUAACUGUUAUCAGGAAAGUUGCAUUAAGAGUUCCCAAAAAAUAUAUAAUUUAGCACAUCUCAUUCUAACUACUGUAGUGUUUUGUUUGUUCUUGCAUUGUUCUGUGCUUAGCUGCAGGUAUAUAAUUAAUUUUAAAGAAUUUAUUUUGAGUGGUGUUCAUAAAGGGAUAGUUCUCACACACGCGCACAAAACUUUAGUUUCUCGGUCAUUUACUUGUAGUGCCAAACCUGAUUGAAGAACGUUGGCGACCAAAUCGUUUUGUUUGCGUAGACUUCAAUUAUAUGGGCAAAAAAUACAAUGGGAACUGAAGCGUUUGGUCGCCAGCAUUUUUAUAGAUUUUAGACAUCAUUUGGAAUAAAAUGAGGGCAAGUUAAUUUAAUUCUUGGGUGAACUGUCUCUUAAAUUAUAGCGAGAGUAUCCUACAGGGUCAGAAAUAUGGGUUUAAUUUUCUAGCUUCCUGUUGGCUUGGUUUAAAUGUGACCCAAAUGUGUUCUUGAUGGGUCAGUCUCUGAAGAAUUGAGAUUUUUAGCACUGCAUGUUAUUUCCAAUGAGAAGAAUAGAGGUUUAAAGUCAUGUGUUCUUAAUGUCACAUAAUUUAAUUAAUGGCUAUAAAAAUACAAGUAAAAUUAACAGCUCAAACA
Messenger RNA from Sinocyclocheilus anshuiensis, 1327 nucleotides. RefSeq names its product cold-inducible RNA-binding protein-like. Bases 105 to 689 code for a protein of 194 amino acids. The record is from RefSeq and is a predicted model, not a curated record. Gene Ontology annotation, molecular function: RNA binding. The transcript has 5 exons. NCBI's taxonomy places the organism in Eukaryota, Metazoa, Chordata, Actinopteri, Cypriniformes, Cyprinidae.